AUGGGAUUGAUUACACUACUGAGCAUCUUUAUCGUUUUAUGCAUUUUUGCUUCUAAAGCUAAUGGAGGUACUGUUAUUCCAGCAUAGAAUCCCAUACUAACAACAAUUUCUAACAAGGAUUAGGUAUCAGAUUACAUAUUUGUCAUGAGUUUUUAAAGUGGGCUGCCAAUAGGAAAUGUAGUUUAGGUGGUUUUUCCAAAUUCAUAUGAAGAUGAAUUAGGUAUUUCUUAUCUUACAAGCACUGCUUGUAUUCCUACUUGCACUCUUUCUUCAAGAACAGUUAGCUUUACAAUCCCCUAAUCAGUAGCUAAAUACGAUCCAAAUAACCCUACUUCUAAUCAGAUUAGUGUUAAAAUAACUGGAGUUGCUAAUCCAUCAUAAAAAGGUGGGAGUGGAAAUUUUAUUGUUCGUUCUCUCAUAGGAUAAAUGGUCUACGAUGAAAAUUUAGCCUUCGCAAGCAUAGGGAUAGGAGAUAAAGUUUUAAAAUUUCCAUUUACAAAAGUAACUGUUGCAAAUAAUGCAGCAGGGGCUACUUCGCUCUAUAGUUUUGAGUUUAAAACUAGUAUAUAUUUUCCAUAAGAUGCCUAUGUAUUAAUUACCUUAGAUACUUCAGCAGGUUUUCCUUACAAUCCGGCAAAUACAAAUAUCGCUUGUUAACCUUAUAAUAUAAAUGGUUAUUUGGUUGAUGCCUCGUUUGUAUGUACUAGACUAAGCUCCAGUUAGAUUUAAGUGUCAGGCUUCAAUAGUCCUGUAUCAGCAAAUGCAGAUAUAGGUAUUUAAAUGACAUUAUAGAAUCCUCCAUAUUCUUAAACUACUGGAUACUUUAUUAUUGCUUUGUUUAGAGCAAAAACUACUUACAUUUAUUCUUGGAGAAAUGAUGUUAGUGGAGUGUAUAUAGCACCUUCUCCAUUGAUAUCAACAACUAUUACAACUAAAAUUCCAAACGCAGUAAUUAGUAAAUAAAAAAGAAUGGAUUAUUUAAUAUCUUUUGAUCCAUAAACAGCUCUUUCAGCAGGAUAUUUUAUUACUAUUACUAUUCCCUCCACAUUCACUAUUUUACAAAAUUCUGGCUAUGAUUUAGCUUAUGUUGUUUCAGGUUUACAAAAUGCAAAUAAUCAAAUAAUAAAUGUUUAGUAUAUCGGCUCUAAUUAAAUAUAAAUUUCUAAUUUUUAGUCUGUAAGUGGAACUACACUCAUUUAAGUUUUAGUUAGGUUAAGAAACCCAGAUGUUUAGGGUGCUACAGCAUAGUUUAGCGUGGGUAUUUAUUUAGGCACGUAGUUGAUAUAUUAAGGAAAUGUUGGGUAUGUCACAGUUUUAAACAUUUCUUCUCCAGAUCCUUUUGGAGUAGGACUAGUCUCUAAUGUUGCAGAUGGGACACUUGAUACAUUUACAUUUACUGUUUUACCAACAUAAGCUCUACCAUAAAAUGCUUUAAUAUAAAUUCUAUUCCCUUCUGAUUUUUAGAUUAGUGUAUCUGCAUCAAGUGAUUGUUAAUUUAAUGGAGCUAAUUCAUUAGGAUGUUCAUUAGUUGGAAAUAUAAUAAAAAUUGUAAACAACUUAGCUAGAUUACCAGGAUAAUAAUACUCACUUCAAAUUAUCAACAAAAUUAAAAAACCAGCUUAGAGCUAUACAGCCUUAGUUGAUCUUGUUUUUUUACAAUCAGAUGGAGUUACUUUAAUUGAAAGUUAUUCAGAAUAUAUUUAAUUAUCACCUUAGCCUAUUACAGUUUAAGAUUCAACGAUGAUGCUUGGAAGUUAUUCAUCAUUUAACGCGCUAACUAUAUUAAAUAUAAGGCUUACUUUACCAGUUACUUUGCUAGGUACUACAGAUAAUAGUUUUAUUGAAUAUACUGUAACAACCAGCACAUUUGAUAUUAAUUUUGGAAUGACUGGGACAUCUGAUUUUUAGUCAAUACCUUGUGCAGUAGCCACUGAAUCUGAUCUCUAACCUGUUUCAAAUUAAUUUGCUUGCCGUAUAAGGAUUAAUGGAAUUCAACCAGGAAUUUAUAUAAGUGGGUUUUCUUAAACUAAUUCAGGAAAAUUAGCUUCAAUUUUUAUACCAAACAUAUAAAUGACAGCAAAUUAGAACUAAUUUAAUUAUAUGUUGUCUAUAGGAAAGAUAGUUAAUAAUUUUAAAUACUAUCUCUACUCAACCGGGUCUAAAUUAUAUAAUAUACCUUAGAAUACUAAUUCAAUAAAUGUUUAAUCUAGCACAUAUGCUAGUCCUACUUCAUCUAUAUAAAUAGGUUAACCUUUCUCUCUUAUUUAUCCUACAACUCUUUCUUCAAGAAUAGGAAGUUUGCUUUAUGUCAUUUUACCUACCUAUGCUAAUGGUUUUAUAAGAUAAGGUGCUGUAAAUUCUUGUUAACCUAGCACUACUGUAAAUUCAGAUUGUUACUACUUUCCAACUUUAGAUUAAGCUAUUAUUUAGAUACCUAAGCAAAGCACAUCAUGGUAGAAUGGUUAAUUUCCUACAUUAGUGUUAAACAAUUUAAUUUAUCCUUCUUACAGUAAUCCUUCAUUGAAUCCAUUAGUAUGGUAUAAAUUUAGCUUUGAUAACACUGAAUAUGGUAUUUACUAAGAUAAUAAUUUCCCUGUUGCCUAAGUAAGGUCCUUCGCCACAUAUUCUUUAACACCAUCUUAGCAAGGUGCCAAUUAUGUAGGAGUAGUCUACUCUUUUACGUUUACUCCUCAGGAUGCUAUUCCAGCAGGAGCUAUUAUCUAGAUAAUUUUCCCUUCAAUAUAUAACAUUUAAAACAGCAAUCCUUUGCCUCAAGCAUCCUCAUAGACUCUGAUUGGAACAUCAAGCUCAAGUUAAAUUACAGUUUCAUUCAAUUAAAAUGUUAUUAGCAUUAGUAACUUUGCAGCAGUAAGUGCUAACACAUUGAUUGAUAUUGCGAUAAGUGGUAUAAAGAAUCCUAAAUCUGAAGGUACCAACACAGGUAAUUGGGUUAUUUAAACGUCCAUAAAUGGAUAUUUUAUAAAUGUUUCACCUCAAUUUGGUGCAUUCACUGUGACUGGCACAUUUACCCCAAGCUAUGUAAAAUUCAUAUCGAUAAGUAGUUAUCCAACAAAUGUAAAUUUGUAUGCUAAUUACUAUUUCAGCUUUUAAUUUUCAAACUCUCUGGCUAUAGGAACAUAAAUUUAGAUAUAAUUUCCUUCUUCUUAAUAUGUUUAACUUCCAUAAAAUCCUAGCUGCAUAGUUACUUCGGGUUUAUAAGGUUUUUAAAGCUGUUAGUUAAAAGGAACUACAUUUGUGAUAACUACAAUUAGCAAUUAUUAGCCUGGUAUCAUAAAUUUGGUAAUUGAAAAUAUUCUCAAUCCUAAUGCUGAUACAACCUAGCCAUUUUAAAUCACUACUAUUUAUGAUGGGACAAUAAUAAAUCUGACUGAUUCAAGUACUAUAACUAACAGAUACAUUGAUUUGCAGCCUUAGGGUAACCCAAUAAAUGUAUAGAGCGUAGUCUUUUAACCAAGAAAUUAAGCUGAAAUUUCAACUUACACUUUUUCAUUUAUAACUACUUCUAGUUUAAGCUCAGCUAAUGUAAUUUAUAUCUAAUUUCCAUCUGUUUAUGACAGAAAUUUAGGAAAUAAUGUAUAUUGCUCAAGUUUAGGAUUAAACACGCAAAUCAGUUGUUCAGUCAGCAAUCGAAUUGUAACAAUCACAGGAAUAGUGAGUUAUAUACCUUCUAGCAACAAUCCAAUAGUACUAUCUAUUUCUAACAUAGUUAAUCCAAAUUAAGUUGUUAACUCAAACACUGGAUUCUUUACAAUUGCAACUGCUCUUAGCAACUCUUAAAAAUUUAUAGAUUCCAAUUCUACAGCCAUAGUUCUUGAAAUGUUGCCUUCUCCUGGAUGGUCAAUACUAUACAAUUUAACCAUUUCAAACACAUAUAGCAGAUAGUUAGCAAGUUAUGCUUUUAAUCUCUAAACUUUCAAAUCUAUUCCAAGUUAAACUAAUAAAGGAUCAUUGAUAAUAUAGUUCCCAAGUUAAUAUAACAUACCAAACUAAAACUAUUUAAAUUGUGGUUCCAGUACUAGCAGUUAUGCAAUUAACGGUUUAUAGUGCAGUGUUACAAAUAACUAGGUUAGUGUUUUAGGAAAUUAGAAUAGUUAUAAUGGAAAUAUUUAGCUCACCUUGUAGACAAUAAAAAAUCCAACCUUAUAAACAUCUAUCAGCAAUAUCUAAAUAUUUGUGUAUGAUGGUUUCAAUAUGAAAAUAUUGGAAAGAACGUAUUCGAAUUUAGACCCAACUUCAUCUUCGUUUGUCUAUAGUGGUCCCUUGAUUAGUGUUAAUAAUGGAAAUCCAAUAACUAUCGAUGGUGGAACAGUAAGUGACUAUAUACCAAUAAGCUUAAGCUACCCAUGUGCUCUAAAUUUAACAAUUUAGGCUAUUUCAAAGGGAUCACUCAAUUUAUUGCCAAGCACAAUAUCACUGAAUAGAGGGGCACUAUCAACAAAUUUUAGAAUAUCAGUUCCUCAAAAUUUAGAUAUUGGUACUUACACUAUUUAGUGGUAAAUUAUUGGUGAUCUAUCAGUACCAUAUUACACUCCUAUUCAGGACACUACAGUUAUAGUUACAGCUGUAGGCAAGAACUUAAUCAGUAUAAGCCCACUUAAUCCAAUUCCUUAUAUGGGAAAUUCUCUGCUGACUACAAUUUCUAUAAAAAAUCCUCCUGAUUCUGAUAUUACCAUAUAUUUAGCGUUUUCGAGUUUUUAUGAAGGCGUUUAUCUCUCUUAAAGUUCACUCGUCUUCCCAUAAGGAGUUACAUCUGGUUAAUUUUAUGUUUACUCUAAACAAAUAAACGACGAAAACUAUGCAGAUAGAGGAACUAUUAUUUUAACUUUAUCUGGAACAAAUAAGAAUGUCUAUCAACUGUAAACAAACUUUUUAGAUUUCACAGUUGUACAAAGAGACUACUAAUUACCAACAAUAAAAUCUAUUUUAGUAGACCCAGCAACUCUUUCAUAAACAGUAGCAAAUAUAUCUAUCCUUGUUUCUGAAAUUUCCAUAGUAUAUUACAUGAUUGCUUUAGCUGGAACUGCCUAGCCUACUAAACUAGAGCUAGUAAAUGGAGGUCCUCCAUCACUACUUACAACCUAAUCUAUAUACGGAAACUCAUAAACAGAUAUAAAUACUUAAAUAGCUCUUGUUUCUUACACUAAUUUGAUAGCUGGAAACGAUUAUGUAUUUUAUGCAAUAGCAUAAGAUAGAGGAUAGUACUUUAGCUCUAUAUAAUAAUUGAAGUUUUCUACAUUACCUAAAUAUAGAACUGCAUAAUUCGUUCUAAGGUUUAAUUAAGCAAGCAUGAAUUAAGUGUAGCUCUAGGUUGCAAGAAAUACACUAGCAUUCAUACUUUCAGUCUCAUCAAAUCAAAUCUUAUCUUCAAUAACUGGAAAUCGUCGUGCUUUAUUAGAAAAUGAACAUUAAAAUAAAGAAAUUUUAUUAGAUUAAAAUAAAUUAAUAACAAAUAUAAAUUCAAAUGCACAACAAUAAAAUAGAAAUUUAUAAACCAUCUUAGAGACAAUGUACCUUGUCUCUGACUACACUAGUAGUAACUUCCCUGCUCCAGUUGAUAUGAUUGCUUUACUAAAUGGCUCAAAAAAGCAACAGCUCAUUACUACACUUGCUAAUUAUGAUCCUACAUGGACAAUUACUUUUUAAGAAUAUCCAAAAACUACUCCAACACUAGCUGCAGCUCCAACAAUUGGCACUAAAUAAACUACUUCUAUCAGUGUUAACUUUUAAUCUGGUUCAAAUCCUGUUUAUGUGUAUUGUGUAAUUAUAUAGUCAACAGAUACUACUAUCCCAACUCCAAUUUAGGUUUAUAGAGGCUUAAAUAGCUUAAAUUAAUAGAUGCCUUCAAAUUCAACUUACAUUGGUGCUUCAAGCACAAGUUCUUUUGUCAUAACAUCCUUGAAACCAAGCACAAAGUAUAAUGUUUUUGUAGUUGUUGGAUCUGAUUAACCAGGUUUCCCAGAUUUACAAGAUUAAAAAUCAAUGUAUUAACUUUCUUACACAACGGAUGUACAAUAAACAGUUGUAAGUAUACAAUCCUCAGGCAAAAUAUUGGAAUUUUCUUGUAUCAUAAUUUUAUUUACCUUUUAUGUGAUAGUUUGA
Messenger RNA from Tetrahymena thermophila SB210, 6120 nucleotides. Its product is annotated as histone deacetylase family protein. The transcript is spliced from 17 exons. The record is from RefSeq and is a predicted model, not a curated record. NCBI's taxonomy places the organism in Eukaryota, Ciliophora, Oligohymenophorea, Hymenostomatida, Tetrahymenidae.